This is a messenger RNA of Myxocyprinus asiaticus (Chinese sucker), 4640 nucleotides long. Its product is annotated as lysophosphatidic acid receptor 1-A. Gene Ontology annotation, biological process: neurogenesis; phospholipase C-activating G protein-coupled receptor signaling pathway. Gene Ontology annotation, molecular function: lysophosphatidic acid receptor activity. The coding region runs from base 406 to 1446 and encodes 346 amino acids. Lineage: Eukaryota; Metazoa; Chordata; Actinopteri; Cypriniformes; Catostomidae. Gene Ontology annotation, cellular component: membrane. The record is from RefSeq and is a predicted model, not a curated record. The transcript has 4 exons.
GUGCUGCAGUUCUUCAGAGUAACGGGACAGAGGUGAAUUAUUACAGUUCAAAUGCCGUAUCUGCGCGCAAAUGCGAGGACAUAAAAUGAAUAUUCAACACAUCCGUGGAUUAAACAACGCAGAGAAAACACAACAGAGGCAUCUUUGUUAGCCAAACGUUUGGGAGUUUUUGAAGCUUUUAGGAAUUUGGGGAGUUACGAUUCAGUUUUGGGAUAAAUUUGUUGGAUUUCUGUGUCACAACCACAAGCUUUUCAUAUAUGCGCAGUAUCACUUUCCAUUGUGUUGGUCUUUUGAAAAAUCCAUUUAAAUAAUAAAAGACAGUUCCCUAAUGACAUCAUCAUCCAGGAAGUGAAAUCAUUUUGGUGGGGAAACAAACCUACAAUCAUCAAAACAUAACCUUUCAGGAUGGGUGAUGGACAAUGCUACUACAAUGAAACCAUAGCCUUUUUUUACAAUCGUAGUCAGAAGUAUCUGGUGACAGAAUGGAAUACUGUAAGCAAGCUAGUGAUGGGACUGGGGAUUACAGUAUGUAUUUUUAUAAUGCUUGCUAACUUGCUCGUAAUGGUGGCCAUCUACAUCAACCGCCGAUUUCAUUUCCCAAUCUACUAUCUAAUGGCUAACCUAGCAGCUGCAGACUUUUUUGCGGGACUUGCCUAUUUCUACUUGAUGUUUAACACAGGACCCAAUACAAGAAGGCUAACGGUUAGCACAUGGUUGUUGCGGCAGGGCCUUAUCGAUACGAGCCUGACGGCCUCAGUUGCUAACUUGCUAGCUAUUGCCAUUGAGCGCCACAUCACGGUGUUCCGCAUGCAGCUCCACACACGCAUGAGUAAUCGGCGAGUAGUUGUGGUUAUUGUCAUCAUUUGGACCAUGUCUAUUGUCAUGGGAGCAAUUCCUAGUGUGGGCUGGAACUGUAUCUGUGCUAUUGAGACCUGCUCCAAUAUGGCACCCCUCUACAGCAAUUCUUACCUGGGCUUCUGGGCGAUCUUCAACCUGGUCACCUUUGUGGUGAUGGUUGUUCUUUAUGCCCACAUAUUCAUGUAUGUACGACAACGAACCAUGAGGAUGUCCCGGCACAGCUCGGGUCAACGGCGGAACAGGGACACUAUGAUGAGCUUGCUGAAGACGGUCGUCAUUGUAUUGGGUGCUUUCAUUGUGUGCUGGACACCUGGUUUGGUGCUUCUCUUGUUGGACGUGGUCUGCGCUGAAUGCAGUGUCCUGACCUACGAGAAAUUCUUCCUGCUUUUAGCGGAAUUUAACUCGGCCAUGAACCCGAUAAUAUACUCCUACCGGGACAAGGAGAUGAGCAUCACAUUCAAACAGAUCCUGUGCUGCCAGCGACAGGAGAAUGUGAACGGUACUGCAGAGGGUUCGGACCGGUCCGCGUCCUCCAUCAACCACACUGUCCUGAGUGGAGCCCACCAUAACGACCAUUCGGUGGUCUGAGGUUCAACAGAUGGUGGAUCUUCUUAGUAUAAGCGAUCCAUGACUGUGAAAGGCAUUUUCUUCAGCAAAAGACUUAUUUUAGUGGUUAUGAAGUUUUCUGUGCUGGUUUUUGUUUAUUUUUAAUGUUUUGACACAAAUUUUGACUAUUUAAAGGUCAAUCCAAGUUUAACAAAUCUUAUUUGUUCUCAUAAUGCCUUAAAGUGCUCACACUAAUUUACUCACACUCAUGUUGUUCCAAACCCACAUGACUUUUGUGUUUUACUAUGGAACACAAAAGAAGUUUAGCGGCUGUUCUGAGCUGCUCUCUUCCAUACAGUAAAAGUGAAUGGGGACUGGGGCUAUCAAGCUCCAAAAAAGACAAGAAAGCACCAUAAAAGUUGUCCAUAGAACUUGUAUGUAAUAUUCUUAUGUAUGAAGCCAUACAAUAAAUUCAUGGGAAGAACAGACUGAAAUUAAAGUCAUUAUUCUCUGAAAAUCUUGUUUGACGGACAUGUUCACCAUUCCCUUUCACUAUAUGGAAGAGCAGCUUGGACAUUCGGCUAUGUAUAACUCCUUUUGUGUUCCAUGGAAGAAAGAGUGUCAUACAGAACUGAUGACAGAAUUUUCUGUUUGGGGAGAUAAUUUGUCUAGUUGUAAUUUUUGGCUAAAUUGUUGUAAAUCAAGGCAUUGCAUGAAUUUUCAGUGUUCUACAGCAAAUGCUGAAGUAAAAGAGCUAGUGAAGUAUCCAGUGAAACUGUCCGAUAGUUUGCACUAAAAACAAAGAGUGCACCUGAGGGACCACUGGGAAAUAAUUUAGGUGAACUAUGCAAAAUACUUGAUUGUUUCUUUAUUUUAAUUUUAUUUUGUUUUAUUUUUUGCAUAGUUUAUUUUGCACUGCAGGUUCAUCCUAUAACACCAUGCUUGAAAGCAAACACAAUAUGUGUAUGUGUACAAUAUGUGUAGUAAAGCCUUUCUAAGAUUGACUAAAUGAAAGACAAAACUAGUGAUAAUUAAAACAUGGCAGGGUGUAAAAAUUCAAAUCCCUAUCAAAAUUGUUACCCUCUUGAAUACCAAGACAUAGCCCUUUGUAACAUAUGAUCAAAAAACCUGUUGUGUUAUCCUAUUAUAGCUGAUUAUGUAAAAACAGUAGGCUACUUCAAAAUGGAAAUACAUGUAGUAAGACAUAUUAUAUAAAAUAAAGUCAAGGUGUUCUGAUUUAUUUCACCAUAAUGACCGGCUGACUGUACAUUAUCCCACUUAUUACACUACUUGCCAAAUAAAUAAAUAGAUAAAUAAAUAUUAAAUAUUGAUUUAAGUUUAAAUUAUUUUAUUACAUGUGGAAAAUAGGGAGUGUGGAGUAAUUCUAAAAUAUUUGAGACUAGCAAUCAGAAUCAAGUAUUCCAGAGAGCUAUGUAAUAUAAUUUAUAGGGUUAUUCCAUGUGAAAUCAACCAAAUUUAAAAUAAGUAAAUAAAUAAAAACACUUUUGUGUUGUUUUUCCAAAGUUGGAGUGCCUAUAACUCCAGAGGUAUUAGAAAUAGCUUAAAAUCCUUUUAGAUUCUGGUUCAGAAAAGCUUUUUUUUUAAUCUUCACUUUUAAGACCCUAUAAUAUGGUUAAAUCCCAGAGAUAUGGGGCUCUCAAUGUGGCUCUGUUUAAAUUGUUACAUUUUACCAAUUUUCAAUGAUCAAAAAACAUUGAAAAAAUUUGGGUCACAUAUUAUGAAGCUAGUUUUUCUUGUCCAACAAAACAAAGGUUGUACAAAUAAUGUUGAAACUAAAAAUGUACCUUUAUUUAUUCACGUAAAAACAAUAAUUUCAUAAUCUUGAUUUUCAAGAGUCCAAAAGUACACCAUUAUUAAAAAUAAGCAAUACAAUACAAUUUGGUGCAAUGCCUUUUUUCUGGUUUUUGAAUUUCAGAAAUGUACAUAUAAUGCAACAAGUUGUGCUGACAUCAGCUGAUUUUAGCAAUAGAAAAUGUGUAAAAUAAUUAUAACAAUAAUGAUGCAGGCCACCUUUAUAAUAAUUUUACAUGUAGUUUUGGUCUAAAAUUCAAGGCGAAAAUUGUCUUUUUGACCUCCCUCUACAAAAUAAAGGAUUACUCAGUAAAUAUUGAUCCAUGGCAUUUAAUAAUCUGGCUUUCAUCAUCAUUUAUGUUUAUCUUUCACCAGAAAAAAAAAAUUAAAAAAAAUGAAAGAAAACAAAAAGAUCAAAAACAAAACUUGGGGACCUCUGGUUGAGCUGGGGACCUCUGGUUGAGUUGACACAGAAUGACCCUAGAUUUAAUAUAGUUUGUCUGGAUAUAACAAUUCAACAUCAGUGGAGUUUUUUUGUAUUAUAACAAAUUGGGUUUUAUGAUAUCUCACACUGACUGCACAGAAUUGUUCAAACUAUGAUUAUGUCUAGUGAAUUGCAUAUGGUAUGCUACUGUAGCUUAGUUGGCUAAUACAUUAGUAAGCUAAUUAAAAACAUAAAGAAAGAGAAAUAUAUAAAUUAACCAUUUGUAGUUUUGGUUAUAUCGUGAUAUAAUAGAAAAUAUAUUCAUUGACAUAUUUUGAUGGUUGAUACUACAUGCACAGACAAGCUAUAGUUGAGGAUUUCUUUUUUAUGGAAAUCUAAUAGAAUUCCUCAAAAAUUUCUUUCAGGCAAUGGAAUCAUUUAGUGGGUUUAUAGGGGGAUUAAGUGGUUACAAUUUAGAAGGGGUUUGAAUUUCACACAACAAGGACCCUAAAUAUUUGUGCCAGCUGGUUAGACCUACACUUCAGUAACUUGACUCUUGACAAACUUGACUCAACACAACUUUAUCUAACACAAGACAUGCUCUUAAUAUCAUUCCCAUUAAUUUGCAACAGGGAACAACAACUGGGCCUUAAACAUACAAUGUGACAUUGUUUUUAGCAACUGCCUCAUUACAUUAAUUGGUCCCGAUGUACAGUUUUAUUUUUUGAAUGUGUUUUCAGCCAUUCUGAGUGAAGGAUUCCGUUUGCAUUGAAGACUACAUGCCACUAUGCUAAACACAGGACAAUAGUACACAUGAAGUCGUUAAACUGAGAGUAGACAACAGAUUGUUUUUAUGGAUGUCCAAUAAAAUGUCCAUUUUGUCCAUUCUGGUCUCACCGAAAAGCACUACGAAAUUAUGUGCUUACUUCAGCUAUUGCGUUUUUUUAUUCAUCUCACAUUCGCUUUUAUGACACUAUCGGAAAAGUUAGAUGUAUGAUUU